Molecule: messenger RNA, 470 nt
Organism: Bipolaris sorokiniana ND90Pr
Lineage: Eukaryota; Fungi; Ascomycota; Dothideomycetes; Pleosporales; Pleosporaceae
Exons: 1
Coding region: 156-392 (78 amino acids)
Source: RefSeq, a predicted model, not a curated record
UCCUGUCAAUAUUUCAUCUCAGCAUCCCGUGAACGUGCAGCAGACCACAACGGAUCCGACGGAGCAGCUCUUAUAUCGUCUCUUUUAGUCCGUGGACGAUUUCUUAAACCUCCAAGGAACACAACGAGCCAACCACUCAGGAAGGUAUCCAGAACAUGGACAAGUCCCGUGUUCCCACCAGGAAAAGGAAUGGGACGCCGCGGAGGACACUAGACUUUAGCCAGAAACGAAGCAAAAUAGCGUGUCACCCACCGAUUUUCAAGAAAACUCUGCGUUUUUCAGCUAACUACCUCCGAGAAUUCGAUUCGAGAUACCAAAAAGGGCUUCCUCUAUCAGCCUGUGCUGGCAUUUGCGGAAUCUUAUACCUAGUGAGAUUUCUCCGCAGAGGCUAGACGCGCGAAGCCAUAUGUGUGCAUCUUGGCUGGAUCCACAGAGAUGUAUGAUAGUGAGACGUCGCAUCGCUAGGGCAC